This is a messenger RNA of Naegleria lovaniensis, 915 nucleotides long. RefSeq lists its product as uncharacterized. The transcript has 2 exons. Bases 1 to 915 code for a protein of 304 amino acids. Gene Ontology annotation, molecular function: serine-type endopeptidase inhibitor activity. The record is from RefSeq and is a predicted model, not a curated record. Lineage: Eukaryota; Heterolobosea; Eutetramitea; Acrasida; Naegleriidae.
AUGUCACAACAAGGAAUUUCCCGUCGAAUGGGUACCAUUACCCUAUUCAUUUCAUGCAUGGCAUUCCUAGUGAUGAUGCUGUUGAUGCACACUCCACAUGUACAUGCUUCUUUUAUUGAUUCUGUUGUGAAUGAAGCAUUCGAUAUCGAAUCAGACGUGGUGUCUAGCGUGAAAGGUAAAAUCUGUACUGUUAAAUUAUGUGAUUUGAAAUGUCCACAUGGUCUCGAUACAGAUGAAGAGGGAUGUCCUGUUAAUCGAUGUGCUCGAUUGGUAGGUCCAGCUCCAUACAUUUCUAAUGGUGUUUCCAUGUUGCCAAACAUUGCAGCAGUUUGUCGUUAUGUCGAAGUUUGUCGCAUGCAUUGUCCUCAUGGAUUUUUAUCAUACAAGGGAUGUCCACUUUGUAAAUGUUACAAUCCACCAAAAGUAGUACCUCCAAAAGUCCCUGUUCCAAAACCUCAUGUUCCUCCAGUGAGACCACCUGAUUAUUUCUGUCCCAAUAAGUGUGAAUGUGGUUUUAAACCUGGACAUGGAUUCAAGAAAGGAUAUUGUGGAUGCAUUCCAUUCCAGACUCCAGUGGUGAGAGGAGUGUAUUGUGCACCACCGCGAUGUCGAGUGAGUUCGUGUCCAUUCGGUUUGGCACGAACCUUGCGCAACACGAAAUGUCCGACCUGUGGUGCUUGUGAUCGAACACCCAUUCGAGUUGAUUAUGAAGCAGAAAUCAAAGUAAUUAGAGAACAAGCGAAAGAAAAAGCAGCCAAGGAUCAAGCAGCAAAAGAACAAGCUGAGAAGGAGGCUGAGGAGCAAAGACAACGAGAAUUGGAAGAGCAAGGUCAGCAAGAAAUUAUUGAUGAUCAAGGAAAUCCAGUGGUCGUUGAUGUUGUCGAUGAUCAACAAGGUCAAACUCCUCAACCUUAA